This is a messenger RNA of Patiria miniata (bat star), 408 nucleotides long. RefSeq lists its product as uncharacterized. Lineage: Eukaryota; Metazoa; Echinodermata; Asteroidea; Valvatida; Asterinidae. The record is from RefSeq and is a predicted model, not a curated record. The transcript has a single exon. The coding region runs from base 1 to 408 and encodes 135 amino acids.
AUGCUUGAUCUGAACUACGAGGCGUUGCCGACCGAGAGAGCACUCGGAAUGCAGUGGGACGUUGAACUGGACUGUUUUGGCUAUAAAAUCAGUCCCAGCGACAAGCCUCUGACGAAAAGAGGAAUGCUAAGUGUCUGCAGUUCUAUCUAUGAUCCACAUGGGUUUGCGAGUCCAUUCACUCUGAGAGCUAAGAUGAUCAUACAGGAUCUAUGCCGCAGAAAGCUAAGCUCUGAUGAGUCACUUCCAUCAGAGCACCUCAACAGUUGGCAACGGUGGAAACAACUCCCCAAUAUUGAACAGUUCAGGGUGAACAGGAGUAUCAAGCCUUAUGGGUUUGGAGAGGUAGUCAAAUAUCAACUGCACCAUUUCUCGGAUGCAUCAACAGUAGCUUACGGAGCGACAACCUAG